CGAGGAAUGAGUGAAGGUUUGAGGAAUUCUUUUUUUAAUUCGUGGAGGCUGGUUACCGCGAGACACAGGCAACCUCCUGGUGACGAGCAGCCGCAGAUAGACAGAGAUUAGUCACUUUCAGUGCGGUUUCCCAUGUCAUGCAGCUGUGAGCUCAGCUGCAGCACACAAUGCCCAAGCCGCAGAGUUAGCUGGUGGCUCUGAGGGCACAGGUCACUAGGCGCAGCGGGAUGGCCACACCAUUCAGUCAUACCUGGGAGAGCUUCUGGGAUGAACCCUACAGGAAGGAAGUCCCGUCAUGUAUUCGAUAGUAUUACCAGCCCAGUGGAGAAAAAUUCAGGCAUGGAGUGGCAAUUGCCUGGAUUUCGCAGGAGGAGGAGCCUUAUGCAACCGGUCACGACAAGUGUUGACGGGGUCAUGGGGCAUCAUCACGGAUGGGCCCGGGCCAUACCCUGAGGCAUCACACUGUCAGUGGCUCAUUCGAGCCUCACUUCCUGGCCAGCACAUAACACUCAACAUUACAAGCGUUGAGACAGAGUGCUCAUAUGACCACAUUUAUGUAUACGAUGGCGAGACCUAUGACUCCCCAACACUAGGUGUAUUCUCAGGCAACACCACCCUUCCCCCUCCAGUAACAGCCAGCUCAGGGGCGAUGCUCAUCCUGCUGUACUCAGACCCCAACUAUGCUCUAGAUGGCUUUGUGGCGGAGUAUUACGUAACAGUUUGCCCAUUGAACUGUUCAUCUCAUGGUACAUGUGAGAACAAUGUUUGUAUCUGUGAUGAGCUGUAUACUGGCAGUGGCUGUGAAUACCAGCACUGCCCAGAAAACUGUGGCAUAGCCUACAACCGUGGGCACUGUUUCAAGCCUCAGCCAACGGCAAGGGAGCCUAAACCUGCUCCAUACUGUCAGUGUAAUAAGGGCUAUUUUGGUGAUGGCUGUUCUCUUAGCCUUGCUGAUAAUGAAGGAGGAAAUUGGUAUUGGCUGUGGAGAGGUGGGGGACCCUUGAACAGCAGAACGAGCCAUGCUAGUGUUUAUCUGCCACAUCUGGACCGCCUCUUUGUGUAUGGAGGAUACAAUUUAAAUCAUAUUUUGGGUGACCUCCUGAUCUAUGACUUUGGAACAAGUGGCUGGGUCAAUGUCAGUGACCCAGCUAGCCAAAGUCGCCUCAGCCGCCGGUUGAAUUCACAACGCACAGUCCGCCUAAAGGGCAUGGUGGAGAACCACAUUGCCAACAGUUCUCUCUUGAAGAACCUGACUUUCUCUGUAAACAGUAACAACACAGUGAGUGUCAAACUCAAAAACCUCCAGAGUGAUAACCCUCGUGUGCGUCGCAUGAUCAGGCCAAGCGAAGAGCUGAACCACACCCCUGCCAGCCACAACUUAAGGGUAGUAAGCCCUGGUGCUAGAUAUGGACAUGCAAUGGAAGUCUACGACAAGCAUUUUGUUCUGUUUGGAGGAAAGAUGAUUUCAGGUGAAGUGAGCAAUGAACUUUGGCUUUAUAACACAACCCUCGAUGAGUGGCGCCUCCUGAAGGGGCAGGAAGGAGACCCAGCAGACUCCAACCAGAGUGGUGAUGGUCCGCCUGGUCUAAUGUAUGCCACACUGACCCUGGUUGAUAAUCAGUGGAUUUACUUGUUUGGAGGCAGCUUGGAACAUGGAGAGUUUUCCAGCCGAAUGUAUCGCAUCAACUUAGGAGGAGACAGAGUUUGGGAAAGGGUCAUUGCCAAAGGUGGAAAUGACCUGGAAGCUCGGGUGGUAGGUCACUCAACAGUGUAUCAUAGCCAGUCAAGGUCCUUGCUUGUUUACGGAGGCAUUCGUGUUGAUGUUGCAAGGUUCUCCAAACUCUCCAAUCGACUCCUGAUCUUUGAUGUUGACAAACUGUAUUGGUCACAAAUCCAAAAUCCUGAGAAAACUGGGCCUCAUGUGCCUUUGGAGAGAGCCUUUCACACUGCGGUAAUUGCAGGAAACUAUAUGGUUGUUUUUGGAGGUUAUAUGCACAAACACAAAGAAGAGGAAAAGUGCUUUGAUGAUAAGUUGUACCUGUAUCACCUUGGCUGCCAUGUGUGGGUAUCAGAGCAACUAGCCCCUUCAAGUCACAAAGGAAAUUACCCAAAAAUUCAAGGUGUUUACGGUCAUAGUGUGUUUCUCCGUGGUGGCAACACAAUGAUUGUGGUAGGAGGGUUUCAUGGCACAGUAAACAAUCAUGUGCUAGCAUAUGUCCUCCCCUCAACCCUUGUACCAGCAGAGGGCAAGGACUUAGAUAUGGAUGAAGCCUGCAGAAGACACGAUAACCAGGCAAGAGGAGCUAAUUGCACCAACAAUUUGCAGACUUCUCAGUGUCCAGGAAUCUGCCCAUCUUUGCAUUCAUGCCAGUCCUGUACAAUUCAUGGAAAUCAUUCAUGGGGCAAACCAUGUACAUGGUGUGUCACAACAGGUACUUGCCAUGAACUGGUGGAAACAAGUGGAGUUCAUGGUCGCUGCGGUUCCCGAGAUGAUAACCCUUAUGGUCAGGAAGGCUGGUGGGGACCCAAAGGGGAAGAACUUAAAUCUCCCGAAGAAUGCCGACUGAAGGAUUAUCGGCCAGGGAUUACAUUCCUGAAGUACCGUCACCCUGUUGACCUGCUCAGACCAGACUUUAUGGCCAUUUUGAACUCCACAUACCAGGAACUACAAGACACACAGGACUUUUGGGGUGCAAAGGAAUUACAGGCAGGUGGAAGCACCUUGGUACAGUUCAUUGGUUACAUUCAUCCUCUGGUGAUCCCAGAAGUUAAGGGGAAUAAGGAUCUUGUGGUGUCCGUAAAAGCUUCACAUAUGAAUGCUUCUCUCUGGUUAUCUCAUGAUGAUACUGAAGAGAACUUGGAGUUAGUUGCUACCAUAAAAGCAAAGGCAGAAAAGAGAAAAGCUGAUAGACCGGGAGGAGUUCCUGUCUUUCCAGUACUGACACGAGGUUAUCGCUAUCUAACAAAGCUCCAGAUGUAUCAGCAGGUGCAGUCAUCAGCUCCUCAGAGUGGAGUCAUGAGUAUAACUUGGAGUGGGCACUCUCCUACUCCUUUGAUUUUAACUAUUGCUUCCCUUGAGCCAUACAAGAAAGGGGGAUUAUCUUGUAGUGCUCAUGAUACUUGCAUAGCCUGCCUCUCAGAUGCUGCUUGUGGGUGGUGCAGUCGGGCAUCCUUUUGCAUUGCAAGGAAUGACUCUCACUUGAAAUGUGAGGAACAUAUUGUUCCCAUUCCAUCUAAUAACAGCCACUUCCUUACCCUUGUACCUGAGCAGUGUAUUACAUGUAAGCAACACAUUUACUGCGAUGACUGUGUAAGAUCUAAGCAGUGUGAGUGGCUGCCAGACCAGGCUCACUGCGCAAGAAAGGGGCGGUUCUCAGGAGCCAUCACUGAUGAAGGAAAGUGUCCUGCACCAUGUCACAAGAGGAAGACAUGUGCCUCUUGCUUAGGUGAUCCAGGGCGGUGUGCAUGGUGCCAGGAAACAAAGGAAUGUUUUCUCUUCUCUGUCUAUACCUCUGUAUACCAGUAUGGGUCAUGUCGUGUCUGGCUGGAUGAAGAUCAUACUAAUGUGACCUCAUCUUUACGCUCUACUGUCUCCAGCCAUGCAGAUGAUACAGAAGCCAUUGGCACAACAUUGCCAUAUUUAUCAACUAGUACCCCCUUGCAAACCACAACUUUAGGGAUGACAAUUGAUUCAUCUGAAUGCCACAUAUGUGAAAGCUUGCAAGGGUGCGAUGCCUGCUUAGAGUCCCUUGGCUGCGGUUGGUGCUACAAUGUGUUUAAUCCCACAAUUGGGAUUUGCACAGCAGGGGACUUCUCCAAGCCAAAUAGAGAGAACUGCAACAUCCUUGUUGAGCCUUACCUCCAGGCAGCACAGGACAAUUCUUCCAUCGUAGUUGAUGUCCAAUCUUCUGCCAGCAACUGGUCCUUUGCCUCAUGCCCUGAUGUAGAUGAAUGCAAACUCAACCUCCACAAUUGUCACACAAAUGCCACGUGUACAAAUACCCAUCCAGGAUACAACUGUACUUGUAACAGGGGAUUCCGUGGGAAUGGGCGGGAUAAGUGUGAGAGGUCAUGCUUUGAAACCUGUGUCCAUGGUUAUUGCUCUGGACCCCCAAACUAUGAGUGCAUCUGUCACUUAGGAUGGACGGAGCCAGACUGUGCCACAAACUGUGGAUGCAAUAACCAUUCCACGUGCAGUAGUGGUUUGGGCGUUUGUGACCAGUGCCAGGAUUGGACAAGUGGAGAGUUUUGUCACGUGUGCCAACCUGGGAGUUUUGGCAAUGCAACCACCAUUGGAUGUCACAAGUGUAACUGUAACGACCAUUUUGAUGAAUCUCGAGGACGUUGCAACCAGACAACUGGACAGUGUUACUGUAUUGACAACACCCAUGGCCACAACUGCCAGAAAUGCCUGCCAGGUUUUUUCGGUGAUCCACGAAAUGGGGGCAAAUGCUAUCAUGAGUGCAAUGCAAGAAAUAUCCUCUAUAAUGCAGAGAGAGGAAAUUUAGGGGCACAGACUACUGGCAUAGAUGUUGGAGCAACUUGCAUGUGGAUAAUAACUCCCUAUGACUCUUUGGAACCUCUGACAUCAAUUGUCCCUGGGAAAUAUGUUAUCCAGAUAACCAUCAAGGAAAUCAACAUACACUGUCGCAAAGGGAUGCUUUACAUCUAUGAUGGUCUCCCAGAUUUUGUGUCACAGCACUCACGGUGGGACCGCCAGAAUCACAUUGUGGGAGCAUUCUGUGCCAAAGAGGCUUCAUACCCUGUCACUGUCCAGGCCACCUCAGGCUUCAUGACUGUUUUCUAUGAAAAGAGCGACCCCGAACAAGGCUUCAAUGCGAGUUAUGAGGUCCUACAGUGUGUCAGCAAUGUUGGUAAAAAUCGUGUGUGCAUCAAUAACAAGCCUGUGUGUAAGGAUCGGUGGUCAGGAGUGCAUUGCAAUGUGCCUAUAUGUCCCAGCAAGUGCUCUGAGGAUGAAGGAAAGGGAACCUGUGACACAGUGUAUGGGCGUUGUAAGUGUGCAGAGGAGUUCAUAGGAGAAGACUGUAGCAUCGUCCGCCGGAAUCAUCAGGUUGUGGUCACAGAACUCUUCGUUCCAGAGAACGUUGCACCAUCUCAUUCCCAUCUGACAAAAGUGCUGCCGCGUAUGGGUCAUUCCAUGGUUGUGGAUCACCAUUACUCCCUCUGGAUAUUUGCAGGUUAUUCAUUAUCGCGUGGACCUCUGAAUGACAUCCAGCAGUUUGACACCCUGAACAAAACCUGGGUGCAGGUGACUGUUAAUGUGCAGCCAGGACAUCAGCCUCCUCCAAGCCGCUAUUUCCAUGCAGCUGCUUAUGUGGUGACCCAGCGGGAAAUGUAUGUAUAUGGUGGAUUGAAUGAGUCCGAGUUCUUGGAUGACUUCUGGAGGUUUAACAUCAUAACUGAGAGCUGGAAGAAACUAAACACCCAUCCAGAUUUGCCAGCCUUAGCAGGACACACACUGACCUACCACAGUGAUGCCGAAUCUCAGUCAUUGGUUUUGAUUGGAGGUGCUUCCUCCGUUUUUGGGUUCUUGGAUGAGGUAUGGGAGUAUGACUUGCGAAAUGAGGAGUGGAAGAUGGUUGAAACUAGGGGUGCCAAGCCAUUUGGCUUGUAUGGCCAUAGCACUGUGUAUCAUGAGAGCACCAAGACCUUUUAUGUACAUGGGGGACAGUCAUUCAAAGUAGAUGUAGUUGACCACUCCUCUGACUUGUAUGCACUUGACUACAACCGCAAGAAAUGGUCAGUUCUCCCAACAGAUCAUAAGAUAAAUCACAAUCCAGCUUCACGUCCAGCUCCAAGAACAUUCCAUUCAGCUGUCACUACAGAAGACUACAUGGUCAUCAUUGGAGGUCUUAUUACUGAUCCUUUGGAUUCAAACCAAGGACUGAUGGUCUAUUCAUAUAAAUGCAAUAUGUGGAUUCCUCUCAACAAUAGAUUUAAUACAUUGGUUGGACAUGAAAUCAUACCUCACAUAGGGAAUAGUGCUGCAAUACAUGGUUCUAGUAUAUAUGUUUUUGGUGGCUACUAUGGAACUCCUCAGGGCUCAGUUAUUGAGAUUGUAAUUCCACCAGACCUCUGCACACUGAAUACCAAUGAGACCCAGUGCCGUGACAGGAUUGGUUGUGCCAACUGUGUUGUGUAUGAGAGCACACGAACAAACACUUCAUACUGCUAUUCGAAUACCAAAGAAGAGCCGGACACUUGUCAGAGUCCUCGUGGUGGAAAGAGCAGUGUAGUAGGUGUACGAUGUGACAAGCAGCUCCUUGAAGAUCAUGACUGCUACCAACACACAUCUUGCACAGAAUGCUUGGCAGAGUGGCCAGCCCAUCCAAACUCAGAGCAACGUUGCCAGUGGUGCUUUAACUGUUCCAAAGGGAAAUGUAUUCCCCGUGAUAAUGAUUGCUCAAAGGAAAAUCUUUGUGAUCAGCAGUCUAGAGAUGAUCCAGGACAUGGAAUGUUUAUCACUGAUUCAGAUGAGUGCUAUAAGAAUGCUUGUGUUACCACAGAUUGUGACAAGUGCCGAAACCUGCGAAGUGAGUGUAUAUGGACAAGACAGGUAAUGCAGACCUCAGAACUUGGUUAUCAACUCCAUGUUAUGCCAAUAUAUAACUGGAAUUGUGUUAAAGAAACAAUCAAGAGGCACAUGUCUUAUCCAUUAGAAUCAGCACCACCUCGUCCAUGUCCUCUCCGAUGCCAUGGACAGAGGACUUGCAGUAACUGCCUCAAUGCCAAAGGUGCUGAAGGAGGGUGGCAGGAAUGUCAUUGGUCUCCUUCUCUUCAACAAUGUUUUUCCCCAAGCUAUGUUGCACUGAGGUGUGUUGGUGGUGCAUGUGGUGUCAUCCUUACUGGGGGAGCAGAACAUUGUCCACAGCCAUGUGAAGAAUUUACUCAGUGUGCACAUUGUCUAGCUAAUCCACAUUGUGGCUGGUGUGCACAAGAUACACCAAUGGGCGGUUCAGGAAUAUGUACUGAGGGCCUGUUGGAAGGACCUUAUAAUGGCACAUGUGAGGAUCGCAUUGCUAUGCUUGCCCAAACCAACACCUCUGUGACAACCCUCCAUCGUCUUCGCCACAACACCAGACGAUUAUCAGACUCUGAUAGAGGGUUAAUAUCAGCAGUGUCUUGGCAUUAUGAUGACUGUCCUCCAGAAGAUGAAUGCAGGAAUGGACAUCACACAUGUGAUAGGAAGAGUCAACUAUGUACUGAUCGCCUUGAAGGGUAUGAGUGCAUCUGUGCUCCAGGGUAUAACAUGACAAAAGAUGGGAACUGCAGUCCUGUAUGUUCCCAGGGAUGUGUAUCUGGAACUUGCAUUGAACCAAACAAUUGCUCAUGCCAUUUUGGUUUUGUUGGUGCAAAUUGCUCUAUAAAAUGUCAUUGCAAUGGUCAUUCAGACUGUGCAGGAACUGAUCAGUUAGACAAAUGUUUACAGUGUCAUAAUAACACAAUGGGUACCCAGUGUGACAAGUGUAAACCAUUUUUUGUAGGAGAUCCAAGCAAUGGAGGUAGCUGUGUCAGCUGCUAUAACUACUGUAAUACUCACACUAAUAGUUGUAUUUCUCGUGAUCUUCUCUCCAAGGCGAACAUAUCUGUUUUGGAACCUCCACCUGAUAUUUUCAUGGUCUUAAAUGUAACAGAAGGAGCUAGAACGGAGGCAGUGUGUUUGAACUGUAAGGGCAAUACCACCGGGUCAAAAUGUGAAGGGUGUCUCUCUGGGUAUUUUAGGGGGAAACAAGAUUUAAGUAGCUCGUGCAGGCCUUGUCAGUGUAAUGGUCAUGGCACGAAGUGUGACCCAGUAUGGGGAAACAAGUGUAAUUGUGGGAAUAAUACAGAUACACAGUGCAGCUCUAAGACUAGAGGAGGAAAUGCAGAUAAAGAUGAGGAGAAAUCUUGCUGGCAACAGCAGUGUUCCAAGUGUAAAGACUCUUACCUAGGGAACCCUAGCAAUGGUCACCAGUGUUUCAUGCAAAUGAGUGUUGAGAAGGAAUACUGCCUGGACCCAUACACACAGAAUGAAUGUGGGAAUGAACCGAGCUCUCUGAGUCAGGGCCAGACUGUUUUCUUUGCUGUUCAACCCAAGUUUAUGAAUGUGGAUAUCAGACUGAUCAUUGAUGUGACCAAAGGGGGUGCUGAUGUGUAUUUCAGUUCAAGAGAUGAUACCUUUGUUGUUACAGUCAACCAGACAACAGGAAAGCAUCAAGUGGAUAUUGACAGCAACUACCCAAUUGCAGAGGAAGAAGCGCCUGUCAUGUACACUGCACCUUUGAAGCGCAACUACAUUGGCACUGGCUUUGAUUUCUUUGAAUUAGGUGGGAUUUCACUUAAUCCUAAAAAGGAAAUGGUUGUGAAUAAGACUCAGCGAACCAUCACAGAGUACCAUCUCCUGGAGAAGACUGCAGAAGGGCUCAAGACAUUUGCAACUGUCUCAAGAUCUAGUGAUAUUUUGAUAGUAAGAAAUGUCAGCAACAGACUAGUCAUAACUCUUCCUCAGCUCCAGCAUGAUUUGAGGUCUGCAAAAUUCUAUGUUAUUGUGUAUGGGAUUGGAAAUGAGAAUGAGAUUGAUACUUAUGGAUCAAUUUUCUUUAGACAGGAUCAGCCACGGAUUGACUUGUUUGUAUUCUUCUCUGUGUUUUUCUCUUGCUUCUUUCUCUUCCUUGCUGUAUGUGUUGUUGUAUGGAAAAUCAAGCAGGGAGUAGAUUUACGAAGAGCAAGAAGGCGUCAUGUGGUGGAAAUGCUGCACAUGGCCAAGCGACCAUUUGCUGCCACCACUCUGGUCCUGCAUGCAGAGGAUGAGUUCCACCAGGAUGUGCCUGACAUUGCGCCAGACCCCACACCUUGGUCCCCAGGCCGAAGGAAGCGAGCUGCCAAGAAGGAACGCUAUGGAGAUGGCUUUGAUGUGGGACCUCUUGCGGUGGAGCCAACUGAUGAUGGUGUGGCAGCAGUGCUGACGGUGAUGGUGCAGUUACCUGGUGGAGGGAUCGGGAGUGCGACAGGAAACGAGGAUGGACCAACACACCGUUUGGCGCUGGGCUCAUCACUCUGCCUGAUGGCACGCAUCUAUCCACCUGCUUCUAGGCCGUUUCACCUCAGACGCAGGACAUCACACAUGGCAGCUUGAACCAUCGAGAGUUUAGUCAUUCCUAAUUCUUUGCCAGAACUAUCAGUUACAUAAUGUUUAAGCUUUAACCAGUGAUAAAGAAAUUUAUCUUGUGCUGUGUUUUCAGUACUGUAAUAACACAAAAAAAGUGUAUGAUAGGUAGCUAGAUUACUUUCUUUUUCUCUUUUUUUUUGUAGAACAGAUUUUCUGAAGCAUUUUUUUGUUUCUCCAGUUAGGACAUGCUCAUGAUGCAUAUCACAAAAAUAGAAAAGGUAUAAGCUGUGGGAAAAUACAGAUCAAGUACAUAAUUGGAUUUUAUAUAUUAAGGAAAGCAUGUAUUCUAAAUAUUGACAAUUGAACUGAUGCAAUCCAUUACUGAGAGGUAUGAAUAAUUUCAUAGUGGAUUGAGAUUGUUGUAAUUUGCUGUGAUAUUAUUGUCUAAUCUCAUACAUUUAGUAUUAAGAUAAAGAAAAGUAGAUAAGAUACAUGAUACUCUUUAUCAUUCUCAAAAAAUUGUGUUGACUCAAAUGGUAAUCUCAUGGAAAGGCUUGGUGUCUAUUAUAGAUGAUAAGUGCACUUUAAAAAUGAAAACAGUUAUGACAAAUUGCACUUGUGAAAUAAUACUUAAGCUGAAAUUUAUGCCUGUGGAUUGGCUGUCAAGGUUUAUUUAUGAACUUGACACAUUAUCACAUUAUUAGAAAGUUGAUUUCCAGAUAAAGCAGUACAACAUUUACGUUGUAUGGUCCUAGACUUUGGCUUAUUUGCAGAUCACAUUUCACCAGUUGCUCAGCUAUAUUUUGAAUUUCAUUUUGCAGAAUCAUAGAAAGAAAACAUUAUAGAAAUUUUUAAUAUUACAAGAAAAUAUUCUUCAUAAUUUGUUUGCUCUAUGUAUUGUUGUGUUCUGUAGUAGCAGAUGUGUGUUGUAGUUCCAAGGCUCAAUUAAAAAGGUUUAGCACUACAGUUAAUUUCAUUGGGGUGGAAGAAAUGUUGAAUGUUUUUUCAUGUUCUUUUUUAAAUGAAUUCUCUCUUUCUUGUGGGAAAACAAAAACAGAAAAUGCUUGCCAAUAUAGUGUUGAUUAAAAACAGUGGGAGUGCUUGCUUUGGAAAAAGGGAUAAAUUCUGUGAACACUACUGACAACUAAAAUUCCACGCAUUCAACCCUCCUUUUGGAUGUUAGCACAGGUAAUGAUGAUGAGUAGUUUACUUACUUCUGUGGUGCUGUAAUGAUUGCUGAAAAAAGGUGUAAGUACAUUAUUAGUCUCUUAAGUAUU
This is a messenger RNA of Penaeus monodon (black tiger shrimp), 10386 nucleotides long. It is a transcript of the gene Megf8, whose product is annotated as multiple epidermal growth factor-like domains protein 8. Gene Ontology annotation, molecular function: calcium ion binding; protein binding. The record is from RefSeq and is a predicted model, not a curated record. Lineage: Eukaryota; Metazoa; Arthropoda; Malacostraca; Decapoda; Penaeidae.